Schistosoma bovis is the source of this 3249-nucleotide messenger RNA. The record is from the annotation of a GenBank genome assembly. Lineage: Eukaryota; Metazoa; Platyhelminthes; Trematoda; Strigeidida; Schistosomatidae.
AUUUAUUACGCGCUCUUAUAAAUUAUACAUGUCUACAUUAAUUACCACAACCUCCACUUUAAAAUCAUUCGUCGCCGCCUCUUUUGGUAUCAUCGGAACACAGAAGGCAAUGGGCUCGAAUGAGGAAAUCCUAAGUGCUCUGAAGAUCCUCCAGAAGUACAAUUUAAAAGAAUCGGAGCUUGCUUUAAAACAAGAAGCUGGUCUCAUUAAUGAAAAAAUUGCUGAGGAAUUUCUGAAAUUUAAAGCUCAAGUAAAGGAUGAACCAGAGAACUUUUGCGCUAACUACCAGUCUGUUCUCACAUUUAUGGAUUCGGUUCCUGAUGUGCAUAAAGUGGAGUUGUCUACGUUACUCUUCCCUAUAUUUGUCCAUAUGUAUCUCCGUCUCAUCAGUGGAAACAUUUGUGGAGAGGCCAAAAAGUUCCUCAUAACUUUCAGGAAAUAUCAAGAAGAUUUUUACCAGUCAGAUAUUAAUAUGCUAUCGAACAUUACUAGUUCACAACACUUGUCAAUGAAUCCUUUGAUUGAAUCGUUUAGAGCUUCCGAGUUUGUUGUCAGUGUUUCGGCCGAGUCUUAUUCACUUCUGCGUCAGUUUCUUCAAGAUAAAGAAAUGAAUGUCAUUCAAAGUAUUUUAAAGGAACAGUUAUCACUUGAAAUCGUCAAUGGCCCUCCUAGGUCAAAGCUCCAAGUCGAUUGCCGUCGUGGUGCUUUAUUUGGCGAGGCUCACUUUGACGCUAACAAAGAACCUGUUUUGUAUGGCCUUCUAAGAGAUCCUACAUUAGACUUACCAGCCGAAAUGGAUACUGAUCCUAGCUUCAAUGACAUUGAUGGGAGCAAUGUAGAUAAUAACGAAGAUAACGGGGAUCAGAGUGUUGCGAAAAAGAAAAAACGGAGGGAUGGUAUGACGUCAGGUUCUGGACAUCCUGGUAGACCAUCUCUUUCGAAAGAUGUUAGCAAGUCUGACUCCAACUCUCCAGCUCUUGAUCGAAUUCCCCUGCCUAAGCUGCGCGAGUCAUACAUUGAAAGCAAACAAGCUCUUUCACGAGAGAUAUCUACUCUCCUACGUAAUUAUCAACAGCGAAAUCCACAAAAGUCAUCAAUCGGUACAAGCACAGUCCUUUAUACAAUAUGCAAUGCUCAGGCUGGUGAGUCAACCCUAGCUAUUCGAAGAGGUGGUGUUACAUGUUGCAGUUUCAGUGAUGACUCAUCACAACUAGCUGCUGGAUUCGGAUCAGGUCGUAUCCGUGUUUGGUCUUUAGGCCCCGAAUCAUUAAGGCGUAUGCUUCCGGCUUCAGAGUUGAGCUUACUGGAUAAAGAUGACUCUAGAGUAAAAACUAAUAUGUUAUAUGACGAAAAUGAUGAGACCCACCUAACACGGGAUCUGCUAGGUCAUCUUGGUAGUGUGUUCGGUGUUGCGUUUAGUCCUGACCGACAACUCAUUGCUUCAGCUAGCUCAGAUGGCACUGUCCGAUUAUGGUCCACAUUAAUGUGGGGUGGUGCUCUAACUGCAUGGCGUGAUCAUCUUCUACCUGUUUGGUGUGUUACUUGGGCUCCCACAUAUGGUCACUAUAUAGCGACAGGAGGAGCUGAUCGUAGUGCACAUUUGUAUGCAACUGAUCAUGCACCAGAUGCUUUACGUGUUUUUGUUGGACAUAAAGGAGAUGUGACGUCAGUGUGUAUACAUCCAAAUGUUAAUUAUCUUGCAACUGGCAGCGCUGAUCGAGCUGUACGCUUAUUUGAUGUUCGUUCUGGAAAGCUAACAAGGAUCUAUACAGGUCAUAAGGGUUCUGUUCAGAGUCUGGCGUUUUCACCUUGUGGUCGUUACCUGGCUAGUGGAGGUUGGUGUGGUACUACAUGUCUUUGGGACUUAGGGUCCGGACAACAGGUUGGUCAGCUUGGAGGUUAUUCGGCAUCUAGGACUUCUGUAAAUCAGCCAAGUAGUGAUUGUGACUCUCAGGAAGCUAACUCAGACUCAAGUCAGUGGUUGACUGGUCCGGUUGUAUCUCUCGCAUUUUGUCCGGGUAAUUCAGGACGUUUGGCUUCGGGUGGUCUAGAGGGAGCUCUACGAAUAUGGAAUACAGUUAGUGGUUGGUCAACGACUGUUACUACUCCAGCUACUGGUAAUAACGAUGAUAAAAACGCCAAAACUAAUCUUUUGGCGUUGCAUCGAUUCACUAAACAGCAGUUCGUCCGUCAAAACUCUAAAAUUAAUAAAAGCAGUGGAGUCGGAGGUCAUAAUGUUUUAGGAUAUUAUUCUUCAGCGACUGGUCCUGAUGUUUCUGAUGCAUGUGCUAAUGAAGUGUUUUUCACUAGACGUACCUCAGUCCUCGGACUACACUAUGUUCAUCCUUAUUUGCUUUUGGCAGCUGGACCAUAUAACCAAACCUGAUUGCUCUAAGUAGGUAUUCUUAAUGUACAGUUGAUUUUUAUAUUUAAUUCUCAAACAUUAUUUCGACACUUAUUGUUUAGAUGUAUUUUAUGCUACUGCAUUUCCAUAAAAGUAGUUUAUGUUAUGUCUCUAAUAUUUCCUAGGCAUCAGUGGUUUUUAUACGUUCGUUACUACGAUAUUUCAUUUACCUAUCCUCGAUUUUCCGAUUGUUUCAUUAAACUACUUUGUAAUCAACCAGCAUCAUGUACAAAGUGUAAAUUGAUUUUUCAAACAGAGAUACUUGUUUUUUAUUGUACUGAUGUUUACACCUAGUAAUGUCAUGCAGUCGUAAUCAACAUGGGGUCUGGCACAAAUAUAAAGUAACUCAAUUUACAAUUAAGUCAUCAAUAAUGGCAACAAUAUAUUUCGAAUAAAUUGAAUGGAAGCGUGAUUAUUAAAACUUAGGAUUCAGAGGAAGACCCGUACUGGCAAAAUAUGUUCCACUGCAACCAACUUUGAUUCAUGUCACUAAGAGUCUGUCACUAUAGAUUAUCUUGAAGAUGUAAACCUAGAAAUCCCCAUCUCCUGAGACAGUCAUGAAUUGAUCCCAUGUCCUAAGUUUGUUCGCCCCGAACUUUUUUCGACUUAAUGCAAUGUUAGCGACUAUUGUAAGUUGGUGUACGUGGCGGUUAAGCAUCCUAAACUCACCUUUAAUUAUGAUCCUACAUCAUCUACUGAAGACAUUCUCAAUGGUAUGCUGUUUAUGGUUCAGAACAAACAUACAAUGAAAAGUGGGGGAGCUUCAAAGUCAAGCUUAGAAAGUUGGUUACAGAUUGUUUGAUGGGUUUAUGACGCUGUUCUCUCAGGAUUAUCUUGCACUUCAC